GCUUGAUCGUCGAUCACGUGAUGUUGACCCUGUUAAUCGUAACCGCCGUGAUCGGCAGUGUGGUGCCAUCACGUGACACUUUUGACACGCCGUCGUUUUGCGAUGAAGACUGUCCCAAAUAUCAAACGCUGUGCCGCGACGAUGACUACGAAGUUCGGCGUUAUCUUGCCGGUAAAUGGGUGUCAACGAUGGAGACUGGACUCGUAUCAUCAGCUGCCUCGAUGCGGGCAUCGUGGAGGCUGUCCAGCUACAUGUCUGGUUCCGAGAAUGUACAAGGUGUUAAUAUUCCCACCACAAACCUCGUCCUAGUCGAAGCAGAUAAUCGAAAAAAUGAUUGGAUGAAGGAAUACGUUGUGUCGUUCUACCUGCCAGAACAAGUCGGAGAUAACCCACCGCAACCUUCGAAUGGGAAUGUGUUCAUUCAGGAAACACAACCAUUCACUGUGUUUGUGUCGAACUUUGGUGGAUUCGCCAUGGAUCCUGUUCCUAAGCAACAAGCAAAUAAACUAUUUCGUCUACUUGAUGAAGAUGGAAUCGACAAUUACUCGACUGAUUAUUACUAUACCGCCACCUACGACACGCCAGGAAAGCUUGUCAAUCGUCACAACGAAAUCUGGAUUCAGGUGAAAUCAGAGGGCGUUGACUCUGACAGUUUAUGUAAAGGGAAGACACACAAACCAAUCGCGAACGUGCCGCCAUCUACGAUAAAACGAUGCACAGAGGUUGAAUGUCCGGACUACGAAGUACUCGAUACUUAUGGUGGUGGCAUUGAAAAGCGUCGCUAUGACAAGGCGGUAUACAUUAACAUGGAGUUAGAUUCGUGUUUAUAUGAUAUUUCUUCCGGCGUAGGAUAUUGGUCACUGUCUAAUUACUUUGCAGAUACCACUAAUAAUGACCCUGUCGCUAUAGGUGAAAACAGUCGGCAUGAAGUAAUUAACUCAACAGCGCCGAUAACGAUGACUGUGAAAGAAACGCACUCUGGCGGCAGUAUUAGUGAUCUGUUAAACUGUGACAAGUCUUACGACAUGUCGUUCUAUCUACCAAAAUCACUGCAUGAAGAUCCGCCGCGACCAAUCAUGAGCGACAUGAGAAUUCAAAGAGCGCCACCUGUCGAUGUCUUUGUGAAAGGAUUUGGUGGGUGGAUGAAUUCCGUCUCCGUGCGGGGUCAUUUAAGGAAGAUGCGCAGAAAACUUAAUGAAUUAGGUUUGUGUUUUCUGGAAAACCCGUACAUAAUAGUUCGCUAUAAUGCACCGUGGGCACUAUUUGGAAGGAGGAACGAAGUGUGGAUGUUACCUUGUAAAGAUUUGACUCCAACUGCUGUCCCAACUGGAAGUGACUCUGACGUCACAAUCGCCAGGGUUCGACCAAGCACGGACGAUUCUGGAAGUGUGACGUCAUUCAAUGAUUUCCAUACCAAAGACGCGACGGAGGCGACAACACAGAGUCACGUGUACACAAACAAAGUCACGACAGCAGGCCCAUUGUGUGAUUGUCCCGAGUAUGACGUCAUAGCUUCGCCUAUUGAUGGAAUCGAGGAAAGGAUCUACAGAGCUAAGAAGUGGGUCAGUGUAACAUUACAGGCAUGUAGUUCCACAGACGCCAGGCUGAUUGCAUUGCGCCCUCUGGAGAGAUAUAUGAACGGGCUGAACUCUGAGGCCAUCGAAAUGCAAAUGAUGUCGCCAAUAAUAACCACUGUUGACAUGACAACGACAUACGAACUUGGCUGCAAUGGAUCAUAUACUGUAUCCACGUAUAUCGAUGACAGAUUUCAAGAUAGUCCACCAAACCCGAGAGAACGUGGUGUUUAUAUUACUAUUAUGAGACCGCGGAUUUACGCCAAGAGAUACGAAGGUGCAUCUGCAGAUAAUACACAUGCAGAGAUGGAGAGCGCCCUCAUAUCCGACGAAAUCUGCCAUUUGGUGUCACGUGGAUAUUACUUUGAUGCAGAUUUCAACUCAGUGCCAAACACAGUUGACCCCAGAAACGAAGUAUGGUUGCCGACUCAGUUCUGCGUCCAAGAUGACGUCACCAACGUUCAACGAUCUUUGGACAAAUUGAAGAAAAAGAAAUUGUUUGCAGACCCCCCGUACAAUGAGGAAUUUGAGAUGAAACAGCCUGAAUGCUCCGAUACCAGUAUUCAAUGUAUUGAAGGCGCUGUUGACGAAAUCACUCUUCAUUACGAAAAGAGAACUUAUGAAGAAGGUGUGAAAUUAAUAUGCACGAAAUCUACAUCAUGUGACUAUUUAAGCGCCAAUCAGAUGUCUCGUUACUGGCUGGCCCAUUACGGUGAACUUGUUGAUGUCCGUGUCAAUACAAGCGUGCCCACACUCAUACAGAUGAACAUGGAUGACUUGGACUAUGUCGGUUGCAAUAAGGACUAUACGAGGUGUGUAUAUGCUCCACGUGAGUUGCAGAGUUCAAUGACCACUGCAGAUCAUCCUAAGAUAUUCAUACGAUACAUGCCACAUACGACGUUCUACGUAACGGCCUUUGGUGGUUACGUGUCGGAUGACGUUAUUAAGCGUCAUGUCCGCGGCUUACGCAAUAAAUUAGACGAUGAAGAAUUACAAUACGAGAAUUAUUUCUUCGCCGCUACGUACAAUGAGCCUCUGCACGUUGAAGAUAGAUACAACGAGAUAUGGAUACCAGUGUCUUAGUGCCACGUACAACAGUCCAUUAAAAAUUGUCAACGAUCACGGUCAUUUCAUGUGAACACUUCCGAACAUUUCAAUUGAACACUAUCUUCCAUUUUGACGCCGGUUUCCAUAUCAAUGUCUGGUUCAAAGUUCGUUGUUUGCACAUAUUACAAUGAAUAUUUACUGAACUGCGUGUGAAUCUAAUUUUAAGGCAUUCAAAUAUGUAUUUGCAAUGUUCAUAUCUAAUUUUCCGAAUAAGGAAACUUAUAGUCAAUGCAUGUUAAUUAAAUCUUGAGCGGUGUAUUGCCAUAGUAUUCCAAUAUUAUGUUGAUUUCGCGGCACUUAGGGUAGAAGGAUGGACAUUCAAGGUGCUGUUUAUGUUGUUUUUUUUGAAUAAAAAUUACUUUGGCAUUUGUUUUA
Saccoglossus kowalevskii is the source of this 3056-nucleotide messenger RNA. RefSeq lists its product as uncharacterized. Gene Ontology annotation, molecular function: heme binding. The record is from RefSeq and is a predicted model, not a curated record. NCBI's taxonomy places the organism in Eukaryota, Metazoa, Hemichordata, Enteropneusta, Harrimaniidae.